This is a messenger RNA of Ustilaginoidea virens, 540 nucleotides long. RefSeq lists its product as uncharacterized. NCBI's taxonomy places the organism in Eukaryota, Fungi, Ascomycota, Sordariomycetes, Hypocreales, Clavicipitaceae. Bases 1 to 540 code for a protein of 179 amino acids. The transcript has 4 exons. The record is from RefSeq and is a predicted model, not a curated record.
AUGAAUCGGUUCGGAAAUCGGGAUGGGAUGGAUGUUGGCAGGGUGCUGUCUAAGACUGUCCCAAGAAAAAACAGUCAGACUAUUGUUCUGGACCGCAGGCAUGAACACGGUGAAAUCUUUCUGGUUAGUGCGGAAAUCUCGAUGCUAGCCAACCUCGACUCUCUCGAAUCAUCUACCUCGGCUAAAUGCGUAACGCACAGGUUGGGCUGGGGCUCAGUGUGCGUCGCCGGUGCCGGCGCAUACUACUUGGCCAAGCGAGAAAUCACUGCCGACAAACAGGCCAAACUUGAGGCCGCCCGAAGAAAAAGGCAAGCCAUCCGAACGAUGGAAUGUGCAGACGAAGUCGAGUCCGGCUCCUCUUGGACGGCGGAUGCCAAAGUACCGACAACGGAUACAGCCGGCCUGCCAAGCCAGGAGGCGAGCUUCGAUCCCGCCGCAACAAGUCAUGCGGCGGCGACGGAGCCGCAGCAGAUAAACGAAAGGAGCAAAUACGAGAGCCAAAAGGUGUACAGGAGUCCAAAGGGGGAUCGCUUUUCAUGA